AUGUCCACGCAACAUCCCGAGGCCGGCGUCACCGUCUCCAUUCUGCCCGAGAGAGCCCUCGAGCAUGUCCGCCUGCUCGAGCUCCCGGCGGAGCUGCUGGCCCUGGUCACAUCGGAGAACCCACCGAUGUAAACAAAAAUAGCGCAAGAUCUCCCGUCUCGUGGCUCCAGCUGAUGAAUAACACAGACUACACCUCAGGUCGAGAGAGAAUCUCAAUGGCGAAGCAAAGGAUGCAAAUGCCGUGUUGUGUACUCCCGACAAGACAUACAAUGUCCGCCAGGUCAGCACAUCGAACAGCGUCUAUCUUACACGACCACGUGGGACGGCAGGCGACGAGGGCGGUCUGCCACAGAAGGCAAUUGAGGCUGUAGCCAAGUGCGACUCCACGCUCGAACUCGUGCCCGCGGGAAAGCAGUCCGCGGUACCCUAUAUCAAAUCCACGCUCCCGACAUUCGCGUCCACUGGAAGCUAUGGCUCGGCAAAGUCAAUAUCGAGGACCGAACUCUUCUCAAACAUCCCUCUCAGUCAGGCUGAAUGCGAAGCUGGGUAUCAGACCUUGGCCUGCUUCGAAUCUAGCGAUCCACAAGGAUGCUUCAUCCCGAGCGCAAAGGUCAAGAUGCAGAUUUGGGAGACAGCUCUGACGACUGCCAUAGCAGAAGGUGCGGACCUUAAAGAUCCUUACCUCGCGGAAGACAUUCCGGUCUUCGCCAUGGAUCUCAAAGAAGACUGGCCUCUGGAGCUGAUUGCUGCCGUCUUCGCUGGUGUAUCAAGUCCAACACCAGGAGGGAAUCUCGUCAUCGACGAAGACAAAUGCGUUCAUUUCGUUGGGUUGAACCUGCUUGAGCAGAGGUCUGCAGGUAGAGCGACAGAUGUGAAGGACUUCCUCAAAGCAUGGAAAGACACUGUUCCUGAAGCCUGGCGCCAAAAAUGCGAGAUCUCCGCUAUCCAAGGCUGGUACAAACUGCAAGAUAACGCUACCUCCAUCUCCUUCAUCGACGGCUCGAGCAGCACAGCGGAGACACCAAGCGGUGCUAAAGAAGAAGCCAAAACCGCCCUCGGCGCCAAAAGAAAAUGGCACGAGAAGUUCCGCGCUUCGAAAAAGACAGCCUGA
This is a messenger RNA of Lecanosticta acicola, 1111 nucleotides long. The record is from the annotation of a GenBank genome assembly. Lineage: Eukaryota; Fungi; Ascomycota; Dothideomycetes; Mycosphaerellales; Mycosphaerellaceae.